Molecule: messenger RNA, 2307 nt
Organism: Vitrella brassicaformis
Lineage: Eukaryota; Vitrellaceae
Source: the annotation of a GenBank genome assembly
ACGCCCAUGUCAUGGAUGCAUUUGUCGACGAUGUAGUGUAGCGACUCAGCCGCCCAUCACGGGAGUGUGGCUGAAACACCACACACACAGGCACGGCAAAGCACAGAGACAUCUCUUCCUGUUUGUUUGCGCGCCUCGCUCUCUACGUGUGCGUGCGUUGUCCUCACCUGAGCUCAGGCGCCGCUUCGACGGUCUUUCUAUUCUUCUCGGAGGGCCGCUCGAGGUGCGGGCGGAAGUACUGCACGCCCUCCAGGCCGCUCACGUACGAGCAUUCCCUCGCCGCCACGUAGGCGGCCUUCCAGAUGGGCACCGGGUCGUACCUGUAGAGCGGCCCCAGCAGCUGCUUCAACGCCUGGGUGGCCUCCUGCGCGUGGUAGUGGGGAAUCCUACAGGCACCACACACACACAUAUAUAUGGUGGUGGAUGGAUCAUUUCAGUGUCUGUCUAGUCAUGGCGGUGUACUUGUGGUUGAUGUGGUGGAGGACGUGUGUGGUGCCGAUGUGGUGGUGGAGCUCGUCGACGAUCCAUGGGUAGGGCCGGUCGAUGGUCGAAAGGGCCCCACGCAGCCACGUGAACGACUCAGACCCGUAGUGGGGAACAUCUGCAGCAAGCCACACGCAGCCAAGGCAAGGCAAACCGGGUGGGUGGGCUCUGUCUGUCUAUUUGUCUGUCCAUUCCAUCUGUGGUGUCUGCCUGCGUGGGCGUGUCUGUCGUGUGGGUACCUUACCUGGGUGUGUGUGCUGCAGCCACGUGUAGAGCACCAGCCAGAAAUUCACCACCAGAUAGGGACCCACAUACCAACGAAGAGGCUCAACCCUACACAAUACAAACACACACACCACAUGAGACAGACGGAGAGAUGAGAUGCAUCCACAUCUAUCCAUUCAUGCCAUUUCCUUUGCCCGUCCCUCCCUCUUGACUCACCAUGAAGUGGCCAUCCCCCAGGCGACGAGCAUGGCCAGCACUGCGGCGCACCCACAGGCGCUGGCGUUGACCUUCCACUGGAACGAGGGGGGGUACACCUGCGACCCGCUGCCGACGAAGUGGUCCACCGGGCCGCCCUUCUUGCUCAGCGGCUCGCCCCGGUAGUUGACGCGGCCCCCCGUGGCGUUGUUGAAGAGGUACGCCGGCCAGCCGAACACCAGGUGGCCGAUGAGCUCCCAGAUGGCAAAGGCGUCCUCGCCCACAACGUGACUGGUCACGUGAAUGAAUGAAUGAGGCAAACACAGACACGCACAAACACAUGGGUGGGUGUGGGUGGGUGUGGUGUGGGUGAGUGGAUCAGGGAGGGAUUGGGUGGGCUGACGUACGCGGCCUGGAGUAGGAGCGACUUCUCCUCGAUCGUCGGCGGCACGUGGGUCUCGCCCCAGAUGAGGUGGUUGGUGUACUUGUGGUGCUUGGCGUGGGAGUACUGCCAGCUCCAGUAGGGCACCAGCAGCAGGGAGUGGACGAUGAACCCCACCGUGUCGUUGACGGCCGUCGACUCGCUGUACGCCCCGUGGCCGCACUCGUGGCCCACCACCCACGGCCCGGUCGCUAUCGUGCCCUGGAUGACGGCAUAGGUGGUCCAUGCGACGAUCUGCAGCAUGACACUGGAGCCGCACAGCCGUGGGACAACGAGGGAGGUGACGUAGGCAGUGACGGCGAGCAACACCAGGUCGCGCAGGAGAUGCAGCUGCCACACCCACACACACAGAGACACACGCAAUGGAAUGAUUGUUGAAGUGAGUGGCGAAUCGGUAGCUCUCCUCCCCUCCCUGCUUGCUUACCGUCGAGCGCAGUGCGGACCUCUGCUUGCAGUGUGGGGGGAUGGCGUCGUGGAUCUCCUUCAUCGUCGGCAGCUGCACCAACCACCCCCACCACACAAACAGCACGGCGAUAUGAGACCUCUUUCUGCCUGCGACGUGCUCUCACCUUGGCCACCUUUGAGAGCUCCUCCCUCCCAACCGCGGCAUCCAGCGGCGACGUCACGCAUUCCAUAGAUGACGCAAAACUGACAGAGCAGAGUCACACACACCAACAGUGCGGCAAGCAGCACGCACACACAGAUCUAUGCUGUCACUGCUGCACCUGCACUGUGUGAUCUCCCUCUCUCUGCCUGCCUCUCUGCCUCUCUGCCUGCCUGCCUCACUCACUUGGCCUUGCAGGUGCCGCUGGUGCGGAGAUGGGAUGUAGUCUCGGGAGACGACGGUGGCGACUGGGUUGAGGAGGGACCGCACAUCGCUGGCUGGAGGGCACAGGCAGAUGGAGCAAGGGAAGGGAAGCACAGAGAGGAAAGCAAAAACGGCGGACAGUGCCUCUCGCGAU